Messenger RNA from Hermetia illucens (black soldier fly), 613 nucleotides. RefSeq lists its product as uncharacterized. The record is from RefSeq and is a predicted model, not a curated record. Lineage: Eukaryota; Metazoa; Arthropoda; Insecta; Diptera; Stratiomyidae. The coding region runs from base 25 to 321 and encodes 98 amino acids. The transcript is spliced from 2 exons.
UCGCUGGACGAUGCGCCACGCCACAUGUAUAAAAAGACUCGACGAGGCUCCACCAACCACAGUUUGGAUCAACUUCACCGCUUAACAGCAGCAAGAGCAUUCCGGAAGCUUCCAAGUGAAUUACUUAUCGUAAAAUACAAAAUGAAAUUCAUCGUCUUGGCUUUGUUCGUUUGCCUUUUGGCUCUGGCGAUGGUCUCUGCGGCGCCGGCUGAAGAGGGUCUUGUUGGAGAUCUCCUAGGCAGUGAGCAGCAAUACCAUAACCCUCAGGACCCAAGCUCCUUCUUCAAGCUCAAGAAAAUCAAGAAAUUGCUCUUCGGCUAAACAGUUUCAGGAGCACUACGCAUAUCUAGUCUAACGGCAGAACAAAACCAUGAUCUGCGAAGUAUAUGUAUGCAGAGUCUCUCUCUUUAAAUUAAAUAGGGAAGUUAAAAUAAUUCAUUGCACAUGUUAAAUUAGAGCCACCUGACUUUUAAACUAUUAUUAUCAUUAUGUUUUGAUACCGCCAGUUUACAAGGCAACGUUGUAUUUGUUAUAUUUUCAACAAUUUCGCAUUAUCAUACUAGACCAUAAGAUGUAAAUACAGCUUUACAAUAAAUGAAAAGUGGAAAAGAAA